AUGGCCACCUCCCCGCGCACAGUGCGCUCCCUUACACCGAGCAAUACACCAAAGAGCAUCGGCGGUUCCCCUAUCAACAAUGGCAGCUCGCCAGUUAUUAUGACUCCUGGACGAAAGAUUAAAGCUAUGCUUGCCGCAUUUGAUACCGAUUCAGAGUCGGACACUGCCGUAUCAAAACCCAGCGCUAGACCAAGUUCUGAGGGGCCACCUGCUCCAAUGGCGGAGGGAGAAGAUAGUGAAGAUGAUCAGGAUGAUGAACUACCGAUAGCCCCACGCGGUCGACUAGCUGCUAGAAUGCAUGCCAGCAUGCAUUCACAGACAUCGCCAGCAUCUGACCACAAGAACACAUCAACACAACGAGAUCAAUCAAGUGUUCUAUCCAACCAGAAAGAGAUGUCGGACCCGGAUUCCGGGUCAGAUUCAGAUGAUGGAGACAUUAUUUCAUUUAGAAGAAGAGGGGCAGCCACACGAUCCAGGGAGUCAUCUUCCCUCUCACUAAAUAAUGCCGCAAGACGGUCACCAUCACCGUUGUUUGUACCAAUGGAUUCACCAAGCCCUGUAAACAAGGCCGCUCAACCUGGUACAAAGUCACCAGUAGCCACACCACCUAUAUCCCGCCUUCAGUCUCUUGUCAAUGAGAAACGGAUGAAAUUAAAGCAGCAAGAGCAAGAGAUACUUGAUAGAGAAGGGAGGACACAGCGGGCGAUGGGGUUGAAUAGUGAGGGAGAUGGAGAAGAGGACGAGGAAGAAGACGACGAAGCGGUUAAGAGACUAACACAACAGCCACGACCUAUGAGAAAAGCAAGUAAAAAGGCGAUACUUGACAUGAACCGUGAGACACAACGAAUGGCGCGCAAUAUGCAGCUAGCACACGAGGCUACUACUAAGAAGAAAAUAACCAUCGACAGUUUCUUGGCCAGAUUCAACCAGAAGGUAUCCGCUGCUUCUAAUAGCGGGUCUGUGUCCGAUACCCCUGCUCAAACCUCAGAUACAGAGGCCCUACAUUCUACACCUCCAACUUCUCCAGUUAGAGACACACCGCAGGAGAAAAUGGUUGACAAACCAGGUUUAAAGAAAUCAAGCUCGAACAUAGAGGCACUUUUGAAAGAGGAUAUGGAAACUACCAUUGAUGACCUGUUGGCUACUGCAGACGAGCUCCCGGUACCUCAACCAACUCAAGCUCAGCAACCUUUGAAAGAAAAGCCCCCCACCAUACCCACUGUUCCCAGCGUGGAUAAGCCUGGCCGACAGAUCCAAGUCCGGUUAUCCCGUGAAGUUAUUGCCCGGAACCAGCAGCACGACUCAGAUUCAGACCUCGAAGUAGUUACCUCUCCACAUAAGGCUCGCCGUUUAGCGCUCUUUGAAAAUGUUACCACCCAAGGCUCUCAUAAAAUAUCAAACUCGCUACGCACGUUAAAAGCAUUGGCACAAUUGCAAUCGAGCCGGAAACCACAACCUAUGACACAGGUUGAGCUUGAUGGAAUAUUACUCCGCAAGGCUAGAGAGCAGGCUGCACAACAAAGAGAGGAAAAAAUCGCUGCCCUCAGAGCUAAAGGUGUCGUUAUCCAAACCGCUGAGGAGCGCGUUCGUGGCGAGGAAGAGGUUGAGGAUUUGGUGGAGAAGGCUAGAGAAGAGGCUGAUCAGAUUGCAAAGCAAGAAAAGGCGGCUUCAAAACGCGCCACAAAGUCGAAUGAUGACGGCAUGCAGGAUAUAGACAGCGAUGAGGAGGAGGAAUAUGCUGACGACGUUGAAGCUAACUCUGAAGACGAAGAUUCAGAAGACUUAGGUGGAGACGACACAGACAUUGAUAAUGACGGAGAGGACGAAAUUGCCGAAGAGCAGAAUGGGCAACUAUUCGAUGAUCAGGUAGAAGGUACCGAGUUAGACGCUGGUGAUGACGAACAAGUUGAAGAACAGGACACUGCCAAACUGAGUCUCCGGCAGAAGAAUAGAUUGAAACUUGUUGUCAGUGACGAUGAGGACGAUAAUCCUGUCGACUCUCAUGUGCCCGCUACCCCUAAACCGCAAAUUCCCAAUCUCAGAUCACCAGUUACUCCGCUCCUAGGUUUAUCUCAGGCUUUUGCUGCAACUUUGGGGAAUAGCCAGGAGGACUCACAGGAGGACUCUCUGGCGCAGCUACGUAAGAUGCCUGGUAUAGAUCUUCCUGUGGCCGAGCUGUUUGAUUCAGCUUCGCAAGGCUUUAUGCGUGAAAAUCAAAGCCUGGAAAGAGGUACUCUUGAUAUAUUCGCAGGAUUCGCGGAGACAAAUACCCCUGCAGCUGAUUCUCCAAGUGUCAAAACCUUUACGGAGUAUUCGCAGAUCCCAGAUCCCACCCAGGAUAAGGGCUUUGUCAUGUCACCAUUUGACCAGCAGAAACGAUUCCGAACAGCCCCGUCUACCAUUGCUACCUCAGUGAUAGCUUCCAACGAAGCUGACUCUCAUAAGGAAAGAAAACGCCUUAGGCGAGGUCCGGUCCCCCAGGGCCCGGAUUCUGACAAUGAUAACGAACACCACCCCAAGAUUAAUGCUUUCAAAUUAAUGAAAAAGAAAGCUAAUAAACCGUUUGUAAAGGAUAAGAGUAAGGCAAAGGAAAUGGUUGAAGAAGCUGCGGAGGAAUCUGAUGAUGAAUAUGCCGGUCUUGGAGGUGCAAGUGACGAGGACUCCGGAUCGGAGGAUGAGUUUGAUAGGCAAAUGAUUAAUGAUAACAGUGGGGAGGUGGUGGAUGAGAAAGAGCUGGCAGCCAUGAACGCUCACCAUGAACGUGAGCGAGACGAAUUUCAGGUCAACAAACUCAUGAAAGACAUCACCACUGGGGCGCUACGCAGGAAACGUGUUGGCGAUGCGCUAGAACUAUCAGAUUCCGAUGAUGAGCGUAUUUCCCGGCGGCGAGCGGCUAAGAGAAGAGAAUUUAUGAAAAUGCGAAAGGCCCUACUUGCUGACGAGAAGAUCGGUAAAAUUGCGGAGGACCCAAAGAAAAAAGCUUUCAUGAGGACUAUCGAGGAUAUGGACAUCGAUAAUGACUCUGAUUUCCUGGAAGAAGGCGAAGAUACUGAAAAUUACGUUGCUUCCCAGGAGAGCAAUAACAAUAGCAAUGAAAACAGCCAGAAAUAUGGUGAUUCUGGUAACUCGGAGGCUAGGAAACGCCCAUUUGGUGUUGUUUCUGCUGAUUCAUUGACCGGACUACCUACUAAAUCCCGACGAUUGGCUCACAAAGCAAGCAUGAGGAAACCUCUAACACUUGCUGAGAUACGCGAAUCUGUAUCGUUCUUGAUCGACGGUCCUAAUACUGGUUCUUCGUUAGAAGCUCCCCUUUCAAGCAACAUACAAACACAUAAUACAUUGGCUCAAGGUGACCAUUCCGGUGGUAUUGAAGAAGCAGAUUUCGUUGAUAAUGACGGCAUCCCUCCGGCAGGUGACGGUAGCCAAACAGAUACAGCAAACAAUGAUAUUCAACCCCGUCGGCAAAGGGGUAAAGUCGUUGACCGGCUCGCACUCCGGCGUCAAGCAUCUUCUAAUGCAGCGUCGAGCGGCAAAGUUGCCUUCCACUCUGGAGCGAACAGCACUGGACCCGAAUUCAAGCUUCCUCCUUUCUUGCAAAGACGGUCCUCAUCCGGCUUGUCUAUUACGUCUACGAAAUCUUCUUCAACAUCGACAAGCUCCGGUUCUUCAGUAGUAGUUACGGGGUCUGCGGGAGUACAAGGUGGCAGAAAGGGCGCAGUGAAUUAUUACGCUGCUGCAAGGGAGAAAGAAAGAGAGCUACAGCUCAAGAAGGGUUUAAAGAGCUCUGGCUCUUCUAGUUUAGUUGCUCAACGAAUGAAGUUAGGGAGCGGCCUAAGCGGGCUGUUAAGUUCUAAGGUUAGGGAGUGGGAAUGA
Messenger RNA from Microsporum canis CBS 113480, 3873 nucleotides. RefSeq lists its product as hypothetical. Gene Ontology annotation, biological process: mitotic DNA replication checkpoint signaling; activation of protein kinase activity; mitotic G2 DNA damage checkpoint signaling. The record is from RefSeq and is a predicted model, not a curated record. Gene Ontology annotation, molecular function: anaphase-promoting complex binding. The coding region runs from base 1 to 3873 and encodes 1290 amino acids. The transcript is spliced from 2 exons. Lineage: Eukaryota; Fungi; Ascomycota; Eurotiomycetes; Onygenales; Arthrodermataceae.